UUCAUUCUUUGCCAAGAAAGGAAUCGAACGAAGAAAGUAGAAAUGUCAAAAUUUAUUUCAUUGUUCAGAAAUAUGGGCUCCCUCUCUUGUGUCUGUCCCAUUACCACUAAUCAAUUUAAUCCUAAAAUUUGCAGUGCAUCAAUACUCUAUAAAGUAUGACGACGUUGAAGAUUGAGAUUGUUGGAUGUAAAGACGGUGGGGGACCUUGGGAUGAUGGAGCUCAUUCCACCAUCAGACAGCUUGUAAUUUAUCACAAACAGUGGAUUUGUUCAUUUCAUGUUGAGUAUGAUAAGAAUGGCCAUUCAAUUUGGGGUUCCAAGCAUGGCGGAAAUGAAGGUUCCUCGUCUAAGGUUGUUUUAGAUUACCCAAACGAGUAUCUAAUUUCAAUUUAUGGUUACUACGGCUACAUAGGUGAGUGGGGAAUUGCAGCCGAUGUGAUUCGUUCCAUAACUUUCCAAACCAAUAGGAAAACUUAUGGCCCAUAUGGGAUGGAAGAGGGAGCCAAAUUUUCAUUCCCAAUUAUGGGAGCCAAGAUUGUUGGCUUCCAUGGAAGAUGUGGUUGGUUCCUCGAUGCAAUUGGGCUCUACAUACAACCAAUUCCAAAAACCCAACUUAAGAACUUCAGCUUAGGACCUUAUGGAGGCAAAGGGGGGCAUCCAUGGGAGUAUACUUUUCGGUCGAUCAGACGAUUUGUAAUUCAUCAUGAACAAUGGAUUCACUCCAUUCAAUUGGAAUAUGAGGAUAAGAAUGGAAAGUUAGUAUGGUCCAAAAAGCAUGGUGACACAAACGGAAGUUCCAAAUCAGAGGUUGUGCUACAAUUCCCAGAUGAGUAUUUUGUUUCUAUUCAUGGCUACUACAGCCACAUACAGGUUUUGGAAAAUACUGCCACUGUGAUUCGAUCGCUAACAUUGGAAACUAAUACAAGAACUUAUGGACCGUUUGGAGUUGAAGAUGGAACCAAAUUUUUAUUUCCAAUUAUGGAGACAGAUAUUGUUGGUGUUUAUGGAAGAUCUAGUGUGUGGCUUGAUGCAAUUGGACUCUACUUAGGAACAACUCAAAACAUGAAGGUUGAGCCGGAGCCUAUGGCUGCACCAGCACCCCAAAUCCAAAUGGAGCACUCUAAACUGAGACAAUAUGGAGGUGAAGGUGGAGAUGCUUGGGAAGAUAAGUUUCAAACAAUGAGACGUUUUGUGGUUCGUCAUGGAUUAUGGAUCGAUUCCAUUCAAAUUCAAUAUGAAGAUGAUAAUGGAAACUUGGUGUGGUCUAACCAGCAUGGUGGAGAUGGAGGAUCCAGAUCAGAGGUUGUUUUGGAAUUUCCAGAUGAGUAUCUUGUAUCAAUUCAUGGCUACUACAGUGAUAUUCGUACGUGGGGACAUGCAAUCACUGUGAUUCGCUCCUUAACUCUAGAAACAAAUAAGAAGACUUAUGGGCCAUUUGGAGUUGAAGAUGGUUCCAAAUUUUCAUUUCCAAUUGUUGGGUUUAAGGUCGUUGGCAUUCACGGUAGAUCUGGUUGGUACCUAGAUGCCUUUGGACUUUAUGUACUGUCAAUUCAAAUGUAGGUCAUAAAUAAUUAGUCACAUUGUAUCAAACGAGUCUCUUCGAAUAAUUUUUAGAGGAAUUACGAGAAGUUAAAUUGAUAAGGAAGACGAAACCUCCAUCUAUCUCCAUAA
Molecule: messenger RNA, 1670 nt
Organism: Benincasa hispida (wax gourd)
Lineage: Eukaryota; Viridiplantae; Streptophyta; Magnoliopsida; Cucurbitales; Cucurbitaceae
Product: jacalin-related lectin 3-like
Molecular function (GO): carbohydrate binding
Source: RefSeq, a predicted model, not a curated record